Messenger RNA from Prorocentrum cordatum, 2755 nucleotides. The record is from the annotation of a GenBank genome assembly. NCBI's taxonomy places the organism in Eukaryota, Dinophyceae, Prorocentrales, Prorocentraceae.
CCCAGACGGCCCAAGAUGGCUUCAAGACGGCUCUCGAGGCCGCCAGGACGACGCCCCAUUUUCGAGCGACAUUGGCACCAUUGACAUCAGGCAGUUUGCGCCAGGAUCACUGGUCAGGUCCCGCCAGCCUGACUGCUGCUCAGCACCUGCCCUUGGAGUAAAGGAGAGGCCCGCCCCAUUCUCGAGUGACACUGGCAACACUGACGCGGACGAGCCUGUGCUCGCCCGAGAGUGCACGAGGCAUCUCAGGCCCAGGCUCACUUGCCGAACGAGAGGUGGUGAGCCAUGCUUCGCCCGCCACUUUCCCCGGAUCGUCCCGCGCGGGACGGCAUGUCUCCCGACCUGACCACACCCACUUCUGCGACCUCCGUGCUGCGGUCUUCGAGGUCGGCGAGGAACAAGAUGCCGGGAUCGAGGGCCGUCGCUGAGCUGUGCGAGGAGGACCUGCGCUUCGCCAUCUACCAGGAAGUCGCCCGCGCGCUCUCGGACGCGUGCGCCGCCGAGAAGCAGGCAGCGGUCGCGCCGCACGCCGCCACGCCGCGUCGCGCGCGCUCGGUUGCGAAGCAGCCGUGCCCCUCGCGGCUUUCGGGCUACUGCCGCAGCAGUGCGCCUCCGAGGGAGGAUGCUAAUUUCGACCUCAAUGCGACACCGUCGCCCCGUGGAGCUCGUCCGACGGCAGGAGUCGAAGCUGGAGAGGCCCCUUCUGCACCCGCCACAGCGGCCAAGCAGAAGCCACCGCACGAGGUCUUGGCUCUGAUCCAGGGCGGGAGCGGCGAGGGGCCGGCCAGGAAACGGACCAUGGAGUCGAUCUUUCAGGCCGAGGAGGUCCCGCGAUGGAGCGAGCAGGUCAUGACCAGGGCGCCCUGGUGCUGCGAGAGCCUCCUGAGCCGCCUCCAGGACUUCGGCACGCGGCAUCCCCGGACGCCAAGUGACGCCAUAUCAAAGUUUGCCGUGUCCUCCGCGUACUCAAAAUUCAUUGGCAUCAUGGUUGUCCUACACUGUGUCUUGAUCACCAUGGGGUUCAACAGCCAGCUGGGGGAGGUCGCGCGGCCUCUCUGGCUUAUAGUGUUGGAGUACGUGCUCGCGUUCCUUUGGGUUGUGGACGUGUUCGUGACGAUGUGGCACCAGCGGUUGGCUUUCUUCGAUGGCGUGCAUUGGAUUCAGAAUUGGCUCGACCUGUUCCUUGCACUUUCAGGCGUGUUGAGCCUAUUGGAAGAAAGGUUUAGAGGUCCGCAAGGGUUUCGCAUUCUCCGCGUCCUCAAGAUCAUCAAGGCUUUCAGCGCACUGAGGGCGUUGACACUGUUUAGUCCGCUGCGCUUGUUGUUUCUGUCGGUGGUCCGGAUACAAUCAACGCUGGUUGCAUCAUUUGCCAUGGUGGGGCUCGUUGUGUAUAUGUCUGCGCUGAUCAUCACGAGCGGCGUCAUCGGCUGCAUCCAAACGGCAGGAUGCGAUUAUGAUGGGCUCCUGCAGUCCUUCGGCUCCGUCGAGCUUGCGUUCGUUAGCCUUCUCAGGACGUUGUUCGACGGGUGGGGAGACUACUACGAUUCUCUCCAGCCAGCGGGGUGGUUUUACCAGGCGUGGCUGGUCAUAAUCGUCCUGUUCACAGAUCUGGCGCUGAUGAACAUUAUCCUCGGCUUCUGCGUGGACAAGGCCAUUGAAGUGCUCGGGGGCGACCCUGAGGAGAAGGCGAGAAAGGCAGCCUCGCAUGAGUCUGAGAUCAGGUGCAUCUUGAAGAGCACUAUCCUGAGGCAUUCCGGCGGGACGCUGACACUCGAUCGAAAGUCUUGGAAUCAGGCCCAGGACGAUGUGGGGACCUUGCAGUACCUCAACAUGAACGGUCUCCGGCCAAGAGAUGCCGGACACCUAUUCGACAUUCUUGAGAGGGAGUCAAGCGAUGGAAGCGUCAAUGUCAACGAUUUCGUGAGCGCGUGCGUGAACACCAAGGGAAGCCCCUCUUGCGUGGACUUUCUGGAGUUGCGUAAUUGUCUUCUGGAGGAACUCAGAGUAAUCCAAGAAGCGACCACUAUCGUAGAGCCCUAGCUUUAAGUCGGACGCGUUCCUCUACAGGAGAAAUAUUCAAACAUAGUAACAAAAAUAGUCUUGGGAUAUUGUUCGACAUGUUUGGUGUUUCUUGCUGACUACUUUUAUUUUUCGUCCAACAUCCGCCUGUAGGAGGAAAUGCCCGACCUAACCCAAGCUGCCGCGAUCUGUACAGGUCGGCGCAUGCAGUGUGCGCCUGUGUGAGCAUGUUGUCCCCCUGUUGUCUGCUGCUAAUCCUCCCAGUUUCUCAAAACUUGUUCAUGCAGAACAUUACAGCCCAGAGCUCGGGAGAGCGAUGUCGUAGACAUUCGCUUUCCGCCGUUCCUGUGCAGGUGCCGAUUUUUGGGGCGCACGCAACUACAACACAGAGGGGUUUUCGAAUGCAACGCACGUCUCGGCUCAAAUUGUCGGCGAGUGUACCAUAACGUUAUGCACGUUCGCGGGGGCGCGUUGCUUGCAAAGCGUUUGACCGAGAUCGGCCGUAGACAUCCGAUGGCCAGUCAAUUUGACAAAUUUGCUGGGUCCUCAGCCCCACACGGCGCCACGACGCCUCGGUCACACGUAGUCCCCCGAUGAUUUUGCUAAUCGAUAUGUGUUUUGCCUUAGACACUCGGUAGCUUUCGGACGACGAGCAGCCAUUACGCCCCCGUGCACUGGGAACGCGAUUCGGCGCGCACUUCUGGAGUGCCCCUGGCAGUUUUCGCAACGCGGCGUU